Messenger RNA from Closterium sp. NIES-65, 2553 nucleotides. Lineage: Eukaryota; Viridiplantae; Streptophyta; Zygnematophyceae; Desmidiales; Closteriaceae. The record is from the annotation of a GenBank genome assembly.
AUGUACUCCGGAUUGCAGCAGGAGCUGGGGGUCACAGAAGACGACAACUCCGCUGAUCUCGAGCCGUCGCCGCAGAGCCUACCGGCGGCCGGCACGGGCAACACGAGCACUGGCGGCAGCAGCUUCCCGGCGGGACUGAGGGUACUAGUGGUCGAUGAUGACCCGCUCUGCCUCAUGAUUCUCGAGCGCAUGCUUCGCCAAUGCGCCUACACUGUGACAACAUGCAGCCGCGCAGCAACGGCGCUGGCGCUGCUGCGGGAGAACCGGGACAAGUUCGACCUGGUGAUAAGCGACGUGUACAUGCCGGACAUGGACGGCUUUAAGCUCCUCGAGCUCAUCGGCCUCGAGCUCGACCUCCCCGUUAUCAUGAUGAGCGCGAACGGGGAGACGAGCGCGGUGAUGAAGGGCAUAACGCACGGCGCGUGCGACUACCUCUUAAAGCCCGUGCGCAUAGAGGAGCUGCGCAACAUCUGGCAGCACGUCGUGCGCAAGCGCUCCUCCUCCUCCGCUGCCGCCCCCCCGCGCGACCCCUUCAAACAGGAGCCGGGGGGGGACUGGGACGAGACGGCUGCAGGCGGGGGGGGUGGCGGAGGCGGGGGCGCGACAGGCGCGACGAGCAUGGUCGGGGGAGGCGGAGGCGGAGGGGGAGCGGGAGGGAGUGGCGGCGGCGGGUUGCUGAAUCAGGGGCGGGAUGGUGGAGGCGGGGGGGGAGGUGGCGGAGGCGGGGGCGGGGGCGGGGGCGGAGCGGGGGAGAGUGAUGGGGACGGGGCGGGGAGCAAGCGCAAGAAGGAGGAGUAUCUGGAGGACGCGUCUACGCUGAAGAAGGCGCGUGUGGUGUGGUCCAUCGAGCUGCACCAGCAGUUCGUUAAUGCUGUUAAUCGGCUUGGAGUGGACAAGGCGGUGCCCAAGCGCAUAUUGGAGAUCAUGAACGUGCAGGGACUCACUCGGGAGAACGUCGCCUCUCAUCUGCAGAAAUACCGGCUGUAUCUGAAGCGGCUAAGCGGGGUGAACCCCCAGCCGCACCCAGUGGCGUCCUUCCAAGCCACAGAGGGCAGUCUCUUUGGAGGCACCCUGCAGGUGCAGCCUGCUGGCACCCGCACCACCAAAGCCCCUGCCAUGAGCCUCGCGGCUGCUGCUGCUGCUUCCUCUGCUGGGUUGACUGGUGGCGGCGGGGGAGCAGGAGGGGGAGGGGGAGGGGGAGCGGGAGGGGGGAUGGGGCUGGGGGGAGCUGGUGGGGGGUUAGGGGCGGGGGCAGGGGCGGAUGUGCUUUCUGGGCUUGCUGCUGCUGCAGGGCUGGGGAAUCUUGGGAUGGGUGGUGGCGGUGCUGCGGCUGCGGCGGCCGCUGCAGCUGCAGCGGCAGCGCUGGUUGCUGGAGGGGGUCUGGACCCCUCCACUCUAGCCACAAUAGCACAGCUGCAGGCUCUGCAGCAGCAGGAGCAGGAGCAGCAGCAGCAGCAACAACAACAGCAGCAGCAACAGCAGCAGCAGCAGCAGCAGCAGCAGCAGCAGCAGGAGGCAGCGUCGUCGACUGUAGGCUCGCAUUCGUUUGCAGGCCUGUCAGGUCUUGGAGGGGCAGGAGGACUAAGCAACCAAGCCAUUGCAGCUGCAGCAGCAGCAGGGUUGCUUGGCGGGCAAGGCUCAAGCGCAGCCGCUGCUGCUGCAGCUGCGGCGGCUGCUGCUGCUGCCGCGGGCACAGGAGUAGCAGGCGGGAACAGCAGCGGCAACGGCGCCUUGGCGGGGCUAGGCGGAGCGAAUGGGCUAGCCCAGGCAUUAGGCCUGCAGGGCUUGACUGGGUAUGAGAUCAGUUUAUUGCUGCAGGCGCAGCAGGAGGGAGCGGCACGGCAACGCAUGGGCACGGGAGGAGCAGGGGGAGGUGGAGCUGGUGGAGGCUCGGCUGGGCUAGGUGGCUUAGGGACGGUUGAUUCUCUCACUCUGCAGGCCCUGGGGGGGAAUCUGGGCGCGUUGGGUGGGGCUGGUGGGGGUAGUCCUCUGGGGGGUGCUGGUGGGGGAGGAGGGGGGGGAGGCGGAGGAGGGGGAGGGGGCGGAGGAGGAGGGGGAGCGUAUGGGUUGAGUGCUGCAGGGCUAGUGAGCCUGCUUGGGGGAGGAGUGGGUGGGGCUGGGGGGGGUGGUGGUGGUGCCGGUGGCUCUGCAGCGGCGGCAGCAGCGGCUGCUGCGAAUAUGCAAGACGUUGCUGCAUUGCGUGCGAGUAUGGCUGCGUCAGGGCUUCCGAUGGGGAGUCAGAACGCGGCAUCGCUGUUCCAGAUGGGAGGAGGUGCGGGCGGCACGGGAGGGGGAGGUGGAGGAGCAGGGAGCCUUGGGUUAGUGGAAGGGGUAAACCCUUUGGCGGGGCGUUUAGGGUUGAACGAGAGCCUGCUGUUUGCGCAGGAGCUGGGAGGGGCGGGUGCAGGUGGAGUGGGGUUGGGAGGGGCGGAGGAUUACUUGUCAGGUGCGAGACAUGGGGGAGGGGGAGGGCAGGGGGGAGGUAAUGACCUCUCUCUGUUAAAUCAACUGAUGGGGCAGCAGGGGGGGCGCGGCGGGGGCAUCACUCACUAA